AUGACCUGCAAGGUACGCAAGUCAAGAAGCCAAUCCGAAUAUUUAAAAAUGUGUGCUCUUCUGCUUUUAAUACCUAUAGUUAAUGAACGUGAAAACAAGUCUAUCAACGCCGUAGAAGAUUAUGUGACAUACCUCCUUUCUGCUGUCAGAGUCGCCCUUAAGUCGCAAGAUCUGUACUCAUCCCUCCACAAACAUCAUCUGCGAGAUCUCCUACGUGGACUUAAUGGCCUUACUCGUUUUGAUGCUAAUAAACGACUGCUGCUAGAAGGUCACAUUCUCGAUGACAUUACGACAAUGUUGGAAAUUGCAAAAGUUCUUCCUGAAUUGAAGGUGAAUACAUUGCUUCAGUCUCCUGUUCCUAACACUAACUCAGACAAUUUGGCCACAGAAGUAGUAAGGUUGUUGUGGCAACUUUGCUUCCUAUCCGAAACGAGAGAGCAGUUAUCUCAGCAUCCAUCACUUAUUAGUCUCUGUCGCGAAUUUGGUGACAGCAGUCGCUCGCCAACUUGUCGGGAAACGGUUGAGGGCUUUUUGUGGUCACUUUCUCAACCACUGACGGACUUCGAAGGGGGAAAUAUUAAAUAUACCCCCCUCUCGGCCACUGGUAAUCCCUAUGGGUACAUUGUUUUUGCUUGCAAUCGGACAAACCAUCGCAAAACUGUAGAUUUCUUAAAGCGAUCACUUAAACGACGCGGCUACAAUGUGUAUUUUGAACCUGAGAGGAUGGAAAUGGAGAAAGCGCUAGAAGACGCAUCUGCUUUGAUCCUCUGCCUAAGUUACUCCUUUAGCACUUCUCCAUUUUGCCGGCAGCAGGUUCUCUCCGCUCUGUCUUACGGUGUAGCCCUUGUACCAGUGCUUCUGGAAAGCAACUACGAACCGGAAACCUGGCUCCAUUACCUUCUUGCAACCGUCAUCUACACAUCAUUUACUGACCGCGAUGACUUCGAGCGGGCUGCCGAGUCCCUAUCUUUGGCUCUCACGAAGUACGGGAUUGUAAGGGCAAUCACCAGUACGGACGAUGAUCCCGAUCCCUCUGAGUCCGUCUCUCCACCUUCCGUUGCAUCACCAUGGCGCUCUAUUGCUCUAAAGAACCACACGGGACCGGGAGUCCGUCUGCAAUUGUUGUCAGAGUCAAGCAAUGCUUCAACUCCAACCCCUGGUGAAUGCGCUACUGCAUCUGUCUGCCAAAAUUGUCAGCGCUCAUCCUUUUCUACCUUCUCGCGUCUUCGGAGUGGGAGUUGCAGUGGGUCUCAGGCAUUCUUGGUCUGGAGUAACGGUGAGGAGAGUGUGGCCAGCUCGAGACUGCAGUCGCAGCAACAAUGGGAGGAGGAGCAAGAGGCUGUACUGGCUUACCAGGCGCCCUCGCCGGCCGUACGAUUGUGGGACGUGGAGCGGGUGCAGCGAUGGCUGGGGGAGAGCGGGCUGGCACACUACACUCAGGCCCUCAGCUGGCUUGACGGCAAUCUACUGUGGGAGCUUGCCUGGCAUCGCAUUCGCAGCUGCAACGCCUUCUUCUCCAAUCUUGAGCACCACCUCAACAUGCCACAGCACGAUCAAGUCCUCUUCUUCAACACCCUCGCCCUCCUUGCCGACUACACAACGCAAAACUUCGCUACAAACUAA
Molecule: messenger RNA, 1623 nt
Organism: Echinococcus granulosus
Lineage: Eukaryota; Metazoa; Platyhelminthes; Cestoda; Cyclophyllidea; Taeniidae
Exons: 5
Coding region: 1-1623 (540 amino acids)
Biological process (GO): signal transduction
Source: RefSeq, a predicted model, not a curated record